UAGAGGACGGUGCUGUGCUUCUUGGCAAGAGCGUCAAUAUAUGUGACUUCUAUCUGUGUUUCCCCUUGCCCAGGCUGAAAUGCCUUUGGAACCUUCCUGAUUUUUGACAUGGCAAAACAAGGCUUGUCGUCUGCAGAAAUGUCACAUGAUAUCACACCAAAGUGGAGGUGGAAGAGAUUUUUUUCGCAAGAAAUAACUGAACCCUCAGAUUUCAAUGGAAGGUCAAGAAAUUCAACAGAGGAUGGAACUGGGCGCCUCCAGGAGCCACUCAAACCAAUCAGCACCGAUGUAGGCCUGUUAAAGAUGCACUGGAACCCAGAGCAUGCCCAGCCCCUAAGCCAGUGGCCUGAGCAGCACCUGGAUGUCUCCUCCACCACCUCCUCUCCGGCCCAUAAGUCAGAGUUCUACCCUGGCCGAGGCCGCAGCGGCUACAACUACGCCUGGGCCAAUGAUGACAUCUCUGCUAUGACGGCCUCAAACCUGUUGAAGCGCUACGCUGAGAAGUAUUCUGGCGUCCUGGACUCACACUAUGACAGGCCCCCUACUGUGGGUGCCUACCCAGAGCCGGGGGCCUUUGGGGGCCUCAGUGCCCCAAAGACAGAACUAGAGCCAUGGCCGCUGACGCACGGCACUGAUGCCUCUUAUUCCCUGGGGCCCCCAGGAAGCCAUGAAAGCCUCUCAGGCUCCAAGGCUGUAGCCACGCCUGCAGGCCCACCCGGGGUCGGCACUGUGUCAGUGGUGAACAGUAACCUCUCAGACUCGGGCUACAGCGGCAGCAGCUCCUGCAGUGGCUCCAGCGAGUACCCUUCCAGCUACAACGGCACCUAUCUUUCCUCAGGGUACUGUCCCCAACCCGGUGCAGCACUUCCCCCUGCCUCCCUUCACACUCUUCAAUCCACCCCCACCCUAGUGGCCAGCUAUAGCCCUACCACACCUGUCUAUAACUAUCCCCCUAGUUCAUACCCUCCCCAGACCAGCCUUGCCCCCAGCUACAGUCACCCUUCUACAACUUUCCUGCCCUCAGGUUUAGCAGCUCCUACUCCGGUCCCCUCAAGGCCCACAGUUGUAGGAGGCAGCUACAGUUACCAGAGCACCAACCUCGGGACACCUGAGCCGGGGGGUACGUUAAAAAGAAAAGCAUUUGAGAUGAGUGUAGACGAGGAUGAGAGUGGGGAUGGGUCUCGUUACAGGAAAUACAGCUAUGACCCCCUGAAAGCCGGGGGGGACUCACCCUACAGUGUGAAUGACAAAACAGAAUGUCGAGGAAACGGGUUUAGCAGCUCAGGCAGCACAGACCCUCAAACUUUCAAGCCUACUAAGCCCUCCUCCCAGCCACUGGUCUCUCCUCACUACGGGACAGCAGGGGAGUUCAGCCCGCAAGCAGGCAUGACGGGGGAGAACAUAGUGUCAGAGCAGGGCUUCAUCCAGCAGCAGCAACAACACCACUCCCACAAGCGCCCUUCGUUAUGUGCUCCGACUGUGGAGACUAUGAAGAGCCCAGACCCCAGACUGUUGGACCUUGUCAAUGGAGAGUUACUGGACUGUAGCCCUGCACUGGGCUGGGGUGAGCUUGCCGGGCUCACCCAUGUAAAGACGGCCCUAGAGGAGGACCUCCUGUGGCCCGUGUUAAGGCCCAGUCCAGUUGUGCGGCCACCAAGAACCGUCCUGCUUUUUGGUCCGAGGGGAGGGGGUAAGACCACAUUGACUCGUUCUUUGGCUUCGCAGCUGGGAGCUUCAUUCUACCCAUUGAGUGGAGCCAUGCUGGCCUCUAAAGGGAAGGUGGAGGCAGAGCACAUUCUGGGGUCUCUUUUGCAAGCUGCAGGAGCACGACAGCCCUCGGUGGUGCUGCUCAGUCAGGUGGAGGUGAUGGAAGAGGAGGGGCUGAGGCAGACCCUGCUGGCGACUCUGGAGAAAGCCCAGGUGGGGUCCACAGGUCUGGUCAUUCUUGUUUGUGCUACUGGCAGGCCAGAUCUGCUGCAAGAUGCAGUUCAUCGGAGCUUUGCCAAGCGGUAUCAUGUGGGCCUACCAGAUGUGGGUAUGCGCCGGCAAGUGUUGUUGCAGGCGCUUGCGCCUCAAGGCUGCAGCUUGAGCGAGAGGGAGCUGGGCGCUGUGCUGCAGCGCACAGAGGGCUUCUCAGUGCGGGAGCUGCUUCAGCUCAGCCAGCAGGCACUCUCCUCAGCGUCUUCUCCCACUGGGGCCAUGCACGGCCUCCCUGCAUCAUCCAAACCUCCAGCCUUCACGGACUUUGAGAAUGCCUUCUGCAAGGUGCGCCCACACACAGGCACAAAAGAACUGGACACUUGUACAGAAUGGAGUAAGAUGUAUAACCACUGAGAAAGUAGCCGGCCGCUGUAGUCGGACUGCUUCAUGAGCCUGUCUUUGCUUUGACAUGGCAGGCCUUGGGAAUGUGUUUUGUAAUUACAGAUUAUGCAGCCAAAAGAGCCAGAGAAGCUAACUCGUACUGAUGGAUUUUUUUUCACUGGCAGAAGCAUGCCAUGGUGUGCUUUCUUUCCCUAUGAAUAUCCGCAAUAUUUAGUUUUUCCCAAAGAAGAGAAGAUGAAAGGCCUUGUUGAGUAGGGUAGUGUAUCAGUCUUUUGGCCAAUGGGAAAAUCAGCUUAAAUUCUAUUUGGAUGCUCUCUGAGAUCCUGAUUAGCCUUGGUCCGGGACAAAAUCAAUUGUUUGUUGCUAGGUGACGUGGUCCAAGAUUAUGGAUAAUCAGGGUUUGGAAAUCCCCCUUUGACUGCUACUCUCAGGAUCCUAUUUAUUGCCAAUCUACUUCCAUGUUAUCUUAAUGUUGACUUAGUCAUAGGAUUGUCACUAAUUCAGUACGAAGGGCUUGGGAUCAGCAACAUUUCAGUACCACAGAUUUUUUUUCCACUGAAAUCACAUCUAACCAAAUGGAAAUUCUUCUGUUAUUGUACUUCUUAAAACAGAAACGAUUUAAAGUAUCUGUCUUUAUAGCUUCUCACCAAAUCUAAACAGUUCGUCCUUAUUAUUCCCAAAAAUAAAAACAAAGUCAGAGGACUUUUCUGAAAUCCAAACAUGCUGCUGAUAUUCCAGGAAAUCCAUUGUUAAAGGAAAUCUUUUAGUAGAGCUCAAAAUGUUAUAAAAAAUACUUCACUUAUAUUUUCAUUAGAGCUUUACGAACACUUAAAACGGUACAACUUGGAGACAACUUUGUAUCAUUUUUGGGUUGUUAUCUGUGACAUCAAUUUACUUUUUUUCCCGUCUCACAUUCCUGAUCGUCUGCAGUUUUCCUGAGAAUCCCACUCACCCAACAGAAGGUACCUUCUGGCACCCUCAGCUUCUCCUACAGUCUGUUUUUAUUUCACUUACUUGUUUUGUUUUCCUAGUAUGUAGUCUUGUUUGAAAAGCUCAGGAAAAAAAUUUGUUACCUCAGAAAAAUGAAAUUAAAGAAUGUAUGUAAUCUUAGGGUCUUAGUAGAGAGCAGCGCGGUGCAAGAGAAAGGAGCGAGGAGAAACCUGACAGUCUUGUAACACCCACUACAGCUGGGCUUUUACCUCGGGAGAGAAACUUGAAUAUGCUACAAAGAGUAACAUUGAAUGUAAUUCAGGUAUUUCAAAGGAUAUUUGAUGCCAUAAAUCCAUGUAUUAUUAUAUAUGAAUAUAUAAAUGUUUUCUUUUCUGUUCUUUUACCCUUUAUUUCUAUUGUAGUUUAUGGUGGAGUGAUGAUUGUCUUCGAGAAAUGCUAUAUAGAAACUGAAAAUAUUCCUUUUUUUGUUGGACAAACUGCUGGCAUACAUGUAUGUCAUUUGGUGUUUACAUAUCCUGUUUAUGUAUGUCUUUAAAAACAACUUCCAAAAAUAUGUUUUGCACACAAUCAUUCAUUUGAAUUCAUGGUGACAUUUGAGCACAAAGCAAAAUCCCAGAUGAAUCAAAGAGUGGGAAAAACAAGUGGUUAGAUGCAUCUUUUAGUAAAUCCCAAAGUGUAAGAAUUUAGUUUUUGUGUACAUAUUGUGGUUAAACCCAACAUGUAGACUAUCUAAACUUAAUCUCUCCUCUGGACCCGUCCUACAGUUCUGUUUUAACAAGCUGGAAAAACCUGCUCACUGGACUGCAGGUACAGAGGUCGUACAUAUUACACUGACUGUUGCCAUGGUCCUGAGGAGGAAUACACAGAAUGAUGUAAUAUUUCCUCCCUCCCCUCUCCUCCCUCCCU
Notolabrus celidotus (New Zealand spotty) is the source of this 4179-nucleotide messenger RNA. RefSeq lists its product as uncharacterized. Gene Ontology annotation, molecular function: ATP hydrolysis activity; ATP binding; microtubule severing ATPase activity. The record is from RefSeq and is a predicted model, not a curated record. Bases 109 to 2334 code for a protein of 741 amino acids. Lineage: Eukaryota; Metazoa; Chordata; Actinopteri; Labriformes; Labridae. The transcript has 3 exons.